Molecule: messenger RNA, 724 nt
Organism: Papilio polytes (common Mormon)
Lineage: Eukaryota; Metazoa; Arthropoda; Insecta; Lepidoptera; Papilionidae
Product: carbonyl reductase [NADPH] 3-like
Exons: 1
Molecular function (GO): oxidoreductase activity
Source: RefSeq, a predicted model, not a curated record
GUCAAAAAAUUUGCACAACAUUUGAAAGAAAAACAUGGUAGUAUUGAUAUAUUUAUUAAUAAUGCUGCACUGAUUACUGCAGAUUUUAAUAAAACUACUUACGAAGAUUCUUUAAAUGUACUUAAUGCUAAUUACUUUAGCAUAUUAACUAUACAGGAAUAUAUAUUUCCGAUUCUAAAAGAUAACGCUAGAGUAUUGAAUAUAUCAAGCGAUGCUGGACAUAUAUCGAAUUUAGAAAAUCCUUACUGGAUUAAACGUUUAACAAGUGAAGAUAUAAAGUUGGAAGAUGUUAAUGAUUUCGUCAAUUGGUUUUUGGAUUCAGUUAAAAAUGGAACUCUUAAAGACGAGGAUUUUGUAGAGACAGGUAUACUUGCUUAUAGAAUAUCAAAAGUGGCUCUUAGUGCAUUAACUAGAGUACAACAGAAACAAGUUGGUCGUGACAUUUCUGUUAAUUCUUUACAUCCUGGCUUUAUAAAGACAAGUAUGACCAAAAACAGUGGCUUUCUAGAAGUAGAUGAGUCAGGAAUUGCUCCCGUAUAUUUUGUACUUGACGCUGAUCAGUCUUUGAAAGGAAAAUAUUUAUGGUUUGAUAAAACUGAAAAGGACUGGACAGAUCAUAGUUUGAAAAUUCACUCGAGAAUGGACAUUUUUAUGGAGCAUUUAAGAUUAAGUAAUAAUGAUUCUUAAUAAGCCAAAAACAACGUUGAAAUGUUUCCAAAAAAUG